Molecule: messenger RNA, 1702 nt
Organism: Peromyscus leucopus (white-footed mouse)
Lineage: Eukaryota; Metazoa; Chordata; Mammalia; Rodentia; Cricetidae
Gene: Kctd13
Product: potassium channel tetramerization domain containing 13
Exons: 6
Coding region: 197-1186 (329 amino acids)
Biological process (GO): protein ubiquitination; protein homooligomerization; proteasome-mediated ubiquitin-dependent protein catabolic process
Cellular component (GO): Cul3-RING ubiquitin ligase complex
Molecular function (GO): ubiquitin-protein transferase activity; protein binding
Source: RefSeq, a predicted model, not a curated record
CUGCGCAGCUGCCCGCGCCGGCUUCCGGGUGGAGAGAGCGCGAUGGGGCGGAGGGUGGACGGCGAGGAGGAGUAGCGGCGGCGAGUGGGCGUGUGCUCCGAGCCGUCCGGCGCCGGCGCUGGAGUCGCGGGGUCUCUGAGAGCCGCUGCGGGACGCGGAGAGCGCCUGCGACGGCCACCUGCGCCCGCUCCCUGGCAUGUCGGCCGAGGCCUCUGGCCCGGCGCCGGCUGCGGCCGGAUGCCUGGAGUCCCCUAAGCCCUCGGGUGUGGAGCCUGGCUCCCCCUCGUACAGUCUGAAGCCCCUGACCCCGAACAGCAAGUAUGUGAAGCUGAACGUGGGCGGCUCGCUGCACUACACCACGCUGCGCACCCUCACUGGGCAGGACACCAUGCUCAAGGCCAUGUUCAGCGGCCGCGUGGAGGUGCUCACAGACGCCGGAGGUUGGGUGCUGAUUGACCGGAGUGGCCGCCACUUUGGUACAAUCCUCAACUACCUACGAGAUGGGUCGGUCCCACUACCUGAGAGUACCAGAGAACUCGGGGAGCUGCUGGGUGAAGCCCGGUACUACCUGGUCCAGGGCCUGGUUGAAGACUGUCAGCUGGCUCUGCAGCAAAAAAGGGAGAACCUGUCCCCGCUGUGCCUCAUCCCCACAGUGACGUCACCCCGGGAAGAGCAGCAGCUCCUGGCCAGCACCUCCAAGCCUGUGGUGAAACUUCUGCACAACCGCAGUAACAACAAGUACUCCUAUACCAGCACUUCAGAUGACAACUUACUGAAGAACAUCGAGCUGUUUGACAAACUGGCCCUACGCUUCCAUGGGCGGCUGCUCUUCCUCAAGGAUGUCCUGGGGGACGAGAUUUGCUGCUGGUCUUUCUACGGGCAGGGCCGAAAAAUCGCCGAAGUGUGCUGCACCUCCAUAGUCUAUGCUACAGAGAAGAAGCAGACCAAGGUGGAAUUCCCUGAGGCUCGGAUCUUCGAGGAGACACUGAACAUCUUGAUUUAUGAGACUCCCCGUGGCCCAGAUCUAGCUCUCCUGGAGGCCACAGGGGGUGCAGCUGGAGGUGGUGGGGCAGGCCGAGGGGAUGAUGAAGAGAACCGAGAGCACCGUGUCCGGAGGAUUCAUGUCCGUCGACAUAUCACCCACGAUGAGCGGCCUCACGGCCAACAGAUUGUCUUCAAGGACUGACCUUCGAUCUUUCCCCUGCCUUCCUUCCUCUUGCUUCUGGGACCCUCUCUCUGCCCCGGCUCUGCUGGCCAAGUCGUGGGUCUUCCCUCUGUCCCUUCAUUGCAUGCUAUGUUCAGUGGGGCCCUUUCCAGUCACUGCCACUCACUGCUAACAACGCGGUACAUUCCAGCAUUCCCCUAGGCGGGGCUCUUCAGAAAGCCAGCAUCCACCCCUCUUGCACAUCCUUGUUCUGCUGUCUGUCUCUUACCAUCUAAUCUAGAGUGACGCAGACUUCCCCUUCUCUUCUGUUAAUACAUUGGAAACGUGUAGAGACCCUAGUAUCAUCAGCCACCUUCCAAGCUGCUCUCCACCAUUGCAGAGCAGUCCGCUCCUUCCAGCCUCACUGUCCUCCCUACCUCCUUAACUUUAUACUAGGCUGGCCUGGACCUGUACCAGCUCGGCUGUCUUGAUCUGGUUCAUAUUAUUUAUUAUUUUAAUUUUCUAUUAAAUUAUUGGAAUAAAGUUGAACUAAGAGUC